Molecule: messenger RNA, 3105 nt
Organism: Uranotaenia lowii
Lineage: Eukaryota; Metazoa; Arthropoda; Insecta; Diptera; Culicidae
Gene: Mlp60A
Product: muscle LIM protein 1
Exons: 10
Coding region: 243-1787 (514 amino acids)
Biological process (GO): muscle tissue development; sarcomere organization
Cellular component (GO): nucleus; Z disc; cytoplasm
Molecular function (GO): structural constituent of muscle; actinin binding
Source: RefSeq, a predicted model, not a curated record
UCAAUCAUUUCGAUCAUUUCGACGACGACGACGGUUGUGUUUUUUUGUUGGGUGUUGUUUUCAGCGGAACCGAGAAGAGUGAGUUGAGUUCAGUUCGUGUUACAAGUUGCGUUUUCCAAAUUCAAACGUGGGUUGCCACCAGGUCGCCGUAUUAAGCUACAACGAAAAAGAAGUGCUUAAUCGCUAAUAAGCCAGUGUUCCAAGCUUAAGGAAGUUAGUACAAAUCUCAAAAAGCCUCAAAGAUGCCUUUCAAGCCAGCCGAAAACCCCAAGUGCCCCAAGUGCGGCAAGUCGGUCUACGCGGCCGAGGAACGAGUCGCCGGAGGCCACAAAUGGCACAAAGGAUGCUUCAAGUGCGGAAUGUGCGGCAAGAUGCUCGACUCGACCAACUGCGCAGAGCACGAAAACGAGCUGUACUGCAAAAACUGCCACGGACGCAAGUACGGACCGAAGGGCUACGGAUUCGGUGGCGGUGCUGGCUGCCUGUCCAUGGACACCGGCGCCCAGUUCCAGGAAGAAAGAACUAAUGGGCACAUUGAGCCGAAACCGAUACCGAAAGCACCCGAAGGAGAAGGUUGCCCUCGUUGCGGUGGAUUUGUGUACAUGGCCGAGCAAAUGUUGGCACGUGGAAGAGCCUACCAUAAGGGAUGUUUCAAGUGUGGCGAUUGCAAGAAGAAUCUUGAUUCGGUAAACUGCUGCGAGGGUCCGAACCGGGAAAUCUACUGCCGAGUGUGCUACGGUAAGCGAUUCGGUCCGAAGGGCUACGGCUAUGGCCAGGGAGGUGGAGCGCUGCAAACCGACAGCACCGAUCUAUUCGGUUCUCGCGGGUAUGGCCACUGUGGAAUGUCGUCAAUCGGGUUGAUGAGUGAUGCUCGAGACCUCGAGCUCAUGAGUGAAUUCUCACCGAAGCCAUCGUCCUCGGACACGAGUGCCAUCAAGGCUUCACCGGGGCAGGGUUGUCCGCGGUGCGGUGGUGUGGUGUUUGCGGCCGAGCAGGUCCUAUCGAAGGGACGCGAGUGGCAUCGCAAGUGCUACAAGUGCCGUGACUGUACCAAGACGUUGGAUUCGAUCAUCGCCUGUGAUGGGCCGGAUCGGGAUGUGUACUGUAAGACCUGUUACGGCAAGAAGUGGGGACCGCACGGAUAUGGAUUUGCCUGUGGUUCCGGCUUUCUGCAGACUGAUUGCAUUAGCGAGGAUCAGCUGUCGGCGGAGCGACCAUCGGUGACGAUCGACACCACCACCAUCAAGGCCCCCGAGGGUCAAGGAUGUCCCCGUUGCGGUGGAAUGGUAUUCGCAGCGGAGCAGCAGCUGGCCAAGGGAACGAUGUGGCACAAGAAGUGCUUCAACUGUGCCGAAUGCCACCGGCCACUGGACUCGAUGCUGGCUUGCGAUGGUCCGGAUCGCGAGAUUCACUGCCGUGCCUGCUACGGCAAACUCUUCGGACCGAAAGGAUUCGGCUUCGGCCACACUCCCACUUUGGUGUGCACUGAGAUCCAGUCUACCCCGGCACAUAGCGAAUUCAAACCCUUGGGUGGAACUAAGCCUUCCGAUGGCAAGGGAUGUCGUCGAUGCGGAUACUCAGUGUAUGAAGCCGAGAAGAUGCUCAGCAGGAACUUGAUCUGGCACAAGCGGUGUUUCAACUGCUUCGAUUGCCACAAAUCGCUGGACUCGACUAACCUCAAUGAUGGCCCCAAUGGAGAGAUCUACUGCAAAGGAUGCUACGGACGCAAUUACGGACCACGUGGCGUUGGCUUUGGAAUGGGUGCCGGAACGCUGACGAUGGUCUAAUCUGGACGCAGUGUUGCCAGUUUUCCCCUUCUGUAAUCAACUUUUUCCUGAUAUAUAAUUUUUAAUUUUGUAUGUCCAAAAUUAUUGCGCUAUGUAUUUGUGUAAUUUUUGAGUAACAAUUGAACGGACUAUUUUUACAAGAAAAAAAAAAUCGAGAAUGGCUGAAUCUAAACUUCCACAUUUCCCGCUUUUAUGCUUCAUGAAAUGAAACAUAUCUCUGACAAACCAACCGUGUACGUAAGAUGUAGAAAACGGUUUUAAGCUCACCCAAAAAUAAAUUAAUUCAGUUAUUCCCUGAGAAAAAAAAUUAGAAAAAGAGCCAAGUAAAACCAGUGAUCAAUAAUUACGAACGACCAGGUCAAAGACCUGUUAUCACCAGCGGAAGUUACACAACACUACACAAAACAUAUUCAACUGCGUUUUCUUUUCUGUAAAGAUUUUGUUUUUUGAAUUAAACACCAAAUAUAUUCAGCAGAACAACAACUCACCAGAGAAAUGUUUUAUCAUAUGUUCAUUGCACACACACAGAAAUACACUCACGAACUCACUCAUACUCACUCGAAUGCGAUUCCAUUUGUUGAAUCUGUUAGCUUAAAUAGAACAGAAGAAAAAACCUAGCGAGACCUACAUACAUAUAUUGAGAUGUUUGGAGAUCGAUCUUAUUUUUGCGAACAGAAUCUACUGUGAGAAGUAAAUUUUUAUAAGUGACUUUAUAUGCGGAGCAUAACCCCCAAAACUCAAAUACUAGAAGAACGUUGUGUGCUGAUCUAAAUGUAAAAUGUGAACCUAAAACCUUUCAACUGAAACUGUCAUCGCGCCAAAGCCCCUGCGAUCAAGUAAAGAGUACCAUCCCCCCUUUCCAUCAUAAGUAUGUAUCUCGUCCAAUCGACAACAUCGACAGACGGCAUUAGCUCUUAACCCCCCUACAAACACAUAUCUUAGCUGGGGAACAAAUUAAUAUUGUCUCCAUGGCAGAGCCUAUGCUAGAUGAUGAACUAAGCAAAAUCAAAUUAAAUUUGCUUAACCUGAGAAAGAGAGAAACUUAAACCUAAAUCACAUUUUAUUAUCAUCAUUUGCUGUGGAUAUCGAACCAAAAAAUAAAAAAUGAAAAUGAGAUAUGAGAAUAUAAUCGAGCGAUAUCACCCGCCUGCCCCCCAACAAAAAUGCAUACUAGUUCACACCAAACAAACAAACAAACAUCGUCUAGGUUAGGAUAUUGAUAUUAUUAACUCUUAUAGUGUAAAUGCAAACCAAACAAAAAAAAAAUCUUUUAUAAUUAUGACAUAUUUAUUCAAUAAACAAAACUGCUAAACUAAAA